AUGACAUUCAACCUUCCUAGAGACAACAUUUCUGCUGUGACUAAAUGCUCUGAAUACAGAGAUGGGGAAGAAGAUUUUAUCUGUAAAAUUGUCAAAAUGUUCAAGGCAGUUGAUGGGGCACUAUAUUUUACUGCUCAGUGGUAUUACAGAGCUAGUGACACGGUCAUACAAAGCAAUGCUUAUCUUAUUGAGAAAAAACGUGUUUUUUUCUCAGAGAUUCAGAAUGACAAUCCGCUGGAGUAUCUUGUGAAAAAACUAGUUAUUGCUCGUGUUCCUCUAAAUGUUGACUUAGAGGCAAAAAAGUUGUCAAUCCCGACUUGUGAUUAUUAUUGCGACAUGUUGUAUUUAUUGCCUUACUCCACGUUUUGUAACUUGCCACCAGAAAACAGGAAAUCUGGCAGUGAGACUUCAUCCACGAUUUCUAGUGAAGUUGAUGCCAAUGGAUGUGAUACUACAGAACGUAAGAAGGCAGAGGUUACAUUAUUGGGUUUAUAUUCUGGCUGUGGUGCUAUGUCAACUGGUCUGUGCCUAGGUGCAAAUAUGUCUGGUUUAAAUCUUGUUACAAGAUGGGCUGUUGACCUAAAUGAACAGGCCUGUAAAAGUCUCAAGUUGAACCAUCCGGAGACAGAGGUGAGGAAUGAAGCCGCAGAAGAUUUCCUUGCACUGCUAAAAGAGUGGGAAAAACUAUGCAUUAGUUUUUCCUUGGUCGAAAGUAAAGAACCACAGCAACAAUUAGAUUAUUUUGGUACGGUGGAUGACGGAGGUGAAGAAGACGAAGAAGAUGAUGGCAGUAGUGAGGCUGAUGAGGAAGAUGAUCCUGAAGUUUUUGAAGUUGAGAAGAUUCUAUCCAUUUGUUAUGGUGAUCCAAAGCAGAAGGGCGAACGUGGAUUAUACUUAAAGGUUCGCUGGAAAAAUUAUGGACCCAAUGAAGAUUCUUGGGAACCAAUUCAUGGGUUGAGUAAUUGUAGAGAGAAGAUAAAAGAAUUUGUCUCUCAGGGGUACAAAUCAAAGGUUUUACCGUUGCCAGGCGACGUGGACGUGAUUUGUGGAGGGCCUCCAUGCCAAGGUGUUAGUGGCUUUAACCGUUUUAGGGAUAAGAACAAUCCUCUGGCUGAUGAAAAAAAAAUGCAAUUAAUGGUGUUUAUGGACAUUGUGGAUAAUCUAAAGCCAAGAUUUGUUUUGAUGGAAAAUGUUGUCGAUCUAGUAAAGUUUGCUAAAGGAUAUCUUGGACGACAUGCCUUGGGCCGGCUCAUUCAAAUGAAUUACCAAGCCCGUUUAGGAAUGAUGGCAGCUGGAACAUACGGGCUUCCUCAAUUUCGGAUGCGAGUUUUCUUGUGGGGAGCUCAACCAACAGAGCUUUUACCUCAGUAUGCACUCCCAACCCACGAUGUCGUCAUAAGAGGAGUCAUUCCCGCUGAGUUUGAGAGAAACACGGUAGCAUAUGAUGAGGGUCAUUCAGUGGGUCUAGAGAAGAAACUUUUGUUGAAGGAUGCAAUUUCUGACCUUCCAGCGGUUGGAAAUUAUGAAUCUCGUGACGAGAUGCCAUACGACAAAGAUCCUGAGACAGAGUUUCAAAGGUUCAUAAGAUUAAGCAAAGAUGAAAUGAUCGGUUCAUCGGAGUUAAAACAGAGUAAACAGUUGCUCUUUGAUCAUCGUCUGCUUGAGUUGAACACGGAUGAUUAUCAUCGUGGAGCAAAUUUUAGAGAUUUACCAGGAGUUCAAGUUCGCCCAGAUAAUAAAGUUGAAUGGGAUCCUAACAUAGAGAGGAUUUAUUUGGAUUCUGGAAAGCCUUUGGUCCCAGAUUAUGCCAUGACUUUCAAGGAUGGAACGUCUUCAAAACCUUUUGCCCGUCUUUGGUGGGAUGAGACGGUGCCAACAGUAGUUACCAGAGCAGAGCCGCACAAUCAGGCCAUUUUACACCCAGAACAAGAUCAUGUUCUUACAAUUCGUGAAAAUGCACGAUUGCAAGGUUUUCCUGAUUACUACCAGCUUUGUGGACCUAUAAAAGAAAGAUAUAUUCAAGUUGGAAAUGCAGUGGCAGUGCCAGUGGCUCGAGCGUUAGGGUAUGGAUUAGGUUUAGCAAUUCGAGGAUCAACAACACAUGAACCUUUAUUUACACUACCUGAAAAAUUCCCAAACAUCUUAGAAAGACUUGCUUGUGCAUCAUCUAAAGAUGAUACUUGAUUGUUGUACUCAAAACAUGUGGAUUAUUAUAGUACAAUUCAUAAUUGUAAUUUUACAAUAUAUUAUAUUUUAUUCUUUGUCUCA
This is a messenger RNA of Mangifera indica (mango), 2268 nucleotides long. Its product is annotated as DNA (cytosine-5)-methyltransferase CMT3-like. Lineage: Eukaryota; Viridiplantae; Streptophyta; Magnoliopsida; Sapindales; Anacardiaceae. Gene Ontology annotation, molecular function: chromatin binding; methyltransferase activity. Bases 1 to 2184 code for a protein of 727 amino acids. Gene Ontology annotation, cellular component: nucleus. The transcript is spliced from 19 exons. The record is from RefSeq and is a predicted model, not a curated record.